UCUCCUGUCGACCAGCGAUUAGUAAAGAGGUUGACAAUUGACAUCAGGCUAAAACUCGACUUGAAAUUUCUAAUAUUUCUCCGAUUGUGCUCUCAAUUGUUGCCACCAUGACUUCCGGGACUUCAGUCAAAUCUGGUAGCCCGAAAAUGAUUUUACCAUACGAAUGGAUCUUGAAAAACGUCGAGGAAGAGGACGAAACAAUCGCUUCGAAAAUGAUUCUAUUUCGAGGGGAACGAGUAUUUCGUGUGGGCUUGAAAAACCACGUUGAAUCACCCAUUUUAUUUUUCAUGGCAGUCGAUCUCAACAAAAUCGGAAUGAAAGUGGAAGGUAUCACGUAUGGAAUACAAGAGAGCGACGAUGGCCCAGCAACGCUAAGGGAAAUGAAGAAUGAGAACAUUGGCAGCGAAGGAAGUUUGCAACUCUUCACCAUUGAACUUGACAAAAAAAUCACUGGCAACUGCAGAUUUGCGUUUCGAAUUUGCGUUGAAGGAAGCGUGCCCGGCUAUAUCUACCAGCUGUCCGAUCGCCUUGUCAAGGAUCAACUGUGGGCUGCCGCUACUGUGAAAAGUCAAAAUUCAGUCGACGUUGAAUUCCUGUUAAACAAAAAGAAACUCUUUGCGCACAAAGCCAUUCUGGCUGCUCGCAGUCCAGUCUUCGCAGCUGCAUUAGCAGAAGAACCCUCGGAAAAACCGCAGAAUCAAUUGUUUCCUCUUCAAAAUUCUGAAUUCGAAGAAGAAGAACUGCAGGAUCGCGAAAAACCGCAGUAUCGCGAAAAACCGUGGAGGAGGAACAAUGAAGAACUGAAGAAGAAGAAGAAGGAAAUAAGAAGAAGAACCGAACAACUUUCGGAUCUAAUGGUUCCUCUUCCAAGUUCAGUACAACUAAUAAGUAACAACAACCCGGUCAAAGGUGCUGGCGCUCAUCAGAUCCGAAUGGAUGGCGUGAAUCCUUCGACAGUGGAGCAAUUUCUUCACUUUAUCUACACGGGCGAGUUUACCUCAACACUCGACAACGAAGAGCUGCUCAAGUUAGCCGAGUAUUAUCAGCUUACAACUCUGAUUCGUCUGUGCAAAACGGCACUCAAGAAAAGCGAUGACGCCCUGCAGAUGGUGAGCAUCGUGAAAAGUUUGCAUAACGAGUGCGAUGAUGGAACAUCGCCUUCUCCCAAAAUCAGUCCUGAAAAAGACACUGAAAUAUUGUUUGAUCGCACGGCGUCUACUUUCCGGUGUGUUUGGAGAUUUCCCAUGGAGGAAUCGGCCCGACCCAAUGCCAUGGCGAAUUACCAGAACGAGAGACUUUUUUUCGCUUACGUCAUCCCUCGACCGAUGAGUGAUGAGGAUUCCAUUCACUUUUCAUGUGCUAAGCUCAGAAACUUUGGCGUGAAGGUGGAGGAUAUUUAUAUGAAUCAGCGCAGUCACACUUCCGAAUGGAUCAAAAUGAAAUCGACAAGGCAGCCGAGCAACGCUGUACUUCUCUUCACCGCACCAACACCGACCGAUUCUUUUCACGACGAGUGCAAGAAUGAAGUGGUUUUUGACACUAGAAUCGUUGGUACCAUCGGCAACUAUUACUACGAAAUCAUGGACUACGGUUGGAUGGAAGAUAUUUGGAUAGCCGCUAUUAACAAACAGUUUACUGAUGUCGAAAUAUUUGUCGGGACUGUCAAAGUGAUGGAAGCUCACCGAGUUGUUCUAGUCGCUCGAAGUCCCGUUCUCAAUGCAUCGCUGGGCAUGACUGGUGGCACGGGAAAACAUGUCGUCACCAUUGACGAGGAAUUUGAUGUGGAUGUCGUCAAGCUUUUUUUGCAAUUCUUGUACACUGGUUCAUUGGCAGCAUCCGCCAGUCAUCAGCAGCUUCUAACUUUGGCCACAAUGUACGAAGUGGAGACUCUGAAAAACGUCUGCCAAUAUGCUAAUCGUCCUCCUAAAGAUGUCGAAGAUCUCACCAACUCUCUGCUAGAGUUGGUCUAAGUAGAAAUUCGGUUUACUGUUUCAUUGUUCUAUAAACAAACAAUUCAAAA
Daphnia pulicaria is the source of this 2020-nucleotide messenger RNA. RefSeq lists its product as uncharacterized. Gene Ontology annotation, molecular function: ubiquitin protein ligase binding. NCBI's taxonomy places the organism in Eukaryota, Metazoa, Arthropoda, Branchiopoda, Diplostraca, Daphniidae. Gene Ontology annotation, biological process: proteasome-mediated ubiquitin-dependent protein catabolic process; regulation of proteolysis. Gene Ontology annotation, cellular component: cytoplasm; nucleus. The record is from RefSeq and is a predicted model, not a curated record. The transcript has 3 exons. The coding region runs from base 108 to 1970 and encodes 620 amino acids.